Molecule: messenger RNA, 1506 nt
Organism: Blastomyces dermatitidis ER-3
Lineage: Eukaryota; Fungi; Ascomycota; Eurotiomycetes; Onygenales; Ajellomycetaceae
Product: clock controled protein
Exons: 2
Coding region: 1-1506 (501 amino acids)
Biological process (GO): endoplasmic reticulum unfolded protein response; phospholipid biosynthetic process; regulation of transcription by RNA polymerase II
Cellular component (GO): endoplasmic reticulum; nucleus
Molecular function (GO): transcription corepressor activity
Source: RefSeq, a predicted model, not a curated record
AUGACAUCGCAAACGGAGGAUUCGCCUCUUCCUCAGCUUCCUCCGUAUCCUGAUCGCACUGUUCAGCCUACAUCUACAAAUACUACUGCGGCCACUUCUUCCGGAUUGUUGACUGCGACUCUCUCAACUCCUGCCAGAAUGGUAGUUUCUGGUGGCCCUACUCAAAGGAAGAUGGAUAACGAGCAACGCAGCCGCCGGGCGACUAGUGCACUUUCGAUGGAUGACAUUGAGGCGGCCCAGGCGCUGGAAGGCCUUCGAUCAGAUUUUGUUCACUCUCCAGCAUCGUCUCGUGGUAUGGACCCGUCCUCCCAGCCAACAAUACCUCCGCCUGGACAGCAGCGACAACAACCUCCAUCUCCGGAGCCAUUACUAUCACUCCUCACAUCAUCUCACCCCCUUCUUUCUUCCGCCAUAAACAGCUCCGUUUCUGUCUAUACGUCAUCCAAGUCUUACUCUCCAAGGUUCAAAUACGGAGCUGAAUUUUUGGAGCGAAACAUCGGAUCUCCUGUGGUGAAAAAAGUUGGCUCCGUCGGCAAGAAGACUGGUGUCGAAGGGGGCAUUCGUUGGGCACUGCAAAGGCGUCGGGCUGGUGACGACACUGCUGCCGAUUCAGAGAAUCCCGACAAACGGCGGAAGAUUCGAAAUACCAGCACAGACAUGAUAGACGUAGAGAGAGGGAUGGCAGAGCUAACCCCAUCCCACACAAGGAGAUCGUCCACUGCAGAAUCCCUCCCGCCAUAUGACGAUCUUUCAUCUCCGAAUUAUGAAGAGCUGGCCCGGUUGGAUAAAAAAGCUUCAAACAACAACCAAUCUACGUGGCAAAGCCGACUUAUGAUCUCUACCUCUGGUCUUGGCGUUGCCAUGAGCGAAGAAUCCCUACGCAGCUUAACUUAUUGUCUAAGCUGGCUUCGAUGGGCGAACGGUCGUCUGGGUAAUUCAAUAGUAUCCCUGAAAAAGGUUCUUGAAGAGUACGACUCUUCAAAGAAGGAUCAGUCGUUGGACGACGCUGCGAAUGCCGAGGAUAGAUCACGUAAUUCCACACGCCUUUUAGAGCAGAUACAACAAGUGAAAGGAGAUAUAUUACGCACCCUCAGACAAGUGGUGGAUGUGGUUUCUAAAUAUGCGGGUGGCGCACUUCCCGAAAAUGCUCGACAUCUUGUCCGCAGACAUCUCACAUCCCUCCCCCAACGCUUUCGGCUUGCAUCCACCAUAACCACACCCGCAGAUGGCUCUGGCACAGAAGCAGAUAUGACGACUAGUGCACAGCGUGUUCUAGUUCUCGCAGAGGAGGGAUUGGAUAUGAUGGCUCAGGUUAGUGGCGUGGUCAAUGAUACACUCGUCAGCGCAGAAAGUUGGUGCGAAAAGUUGCGCCGGCCCAAGCCCUCAAGAAAUGAACCGACGUCUGCAUCUGAUCAAGCUCCGAUGGCGUUAGAUAGCAAAACACCCGUUCCUGGGUCUUCGCCACCGAAGGACGUUGAAAUGACCGGUGUGACGGAGAAGUGUUGA